Messenger RNA from Thermothielavioides terrestris NRRL 8126, 1380 nucleotides. RefSeq lists its product as uncharacterized. Gene Ontology annotation, cellular component: plasma membrane. Gene Ontology annotation, molecular function: dipeptide transmembrane transporter activity; allantoate transmembrane transporter activity. The record is from RefSeq and is a predicted model, not a curated record. Gene Ontology annotation, biological process: dipeptide transport; allantoate transport; transmembrane transport. The coding region runs from base 1 to 1380 and encodes 459 amino acids. Lineage: Eukaryota; Fungi; Ascomycota; Sordariomycetes; Sordariales; Chaetomiaceae. The transcript has 11 exons.
AUGUCCUCCCCGAACCAGGCGCCAGUCGGCGCGGCGGACCGGCCAGACAAGCUCAAGAUCGUGCAGGCGGAUGACAUGGACGUCAGCGAGCAGGAGAAUGCAGUUGGAUACAGAGAGUAUCUGGAGGCUCUGGACGUUGAGCCGACCGUGAGAGAGUUGAGAAAGCUGCGGUGGAAGAUCGACCUCAUCAUUCUUCCCAUGUUCCUCAUCACGCAGGCCCUGCAGUUCAUGGACAAGACGUCGCUCAACUACGCGAAUCUGUUUAACUACCAGGAUGCCUUGGGGUUGAAAGGGAACCAGUUCAACUACCUGUCUGCGAUGGUGUACGCCGGUUACUUCUUUGGCCAGUACCCGUGUGGCUGGCUCAUCGGACGGUAUCCGGCUCAGAAAGUCCUGGCAAUCAGUGUCCUCGCCUGGGGGGUGUUGGUCAUUCUCAUGACGCAGGCUCGGUCCUACUCCAGCGCACUGGCCGUUCGAUUCAUCAUGGGGAUAUUUGAAGCUGCCGUUACGCCGGGUUUGACCCUGAUGACUGGGUUCUGGUACACCAGGCGAGAGAUCCCGCUGCGUCAAUGCAUCUGGUACUCCGCACUAGGCUGGGGUGGAAUCAUCGGAUCCUACAUCUCCAUGGGCAUUUCCAAGCUCCCCACGGAUCUCGGUGGCGUCACCUGCCUGUGGGCCCUGGUCAUCUGGUUCUUCAUGGCGGACUCUCCAACCAACGCCCACUUCUUGAGCCACCGUGAGCGUCUUAUUGCGGUCAAGCGUGUCGCCAGCAACGAGACUGGCAUCAAGAACAAGCGCUUCGACCGGAAGCAGCUCUGGGUCGGCUUCACGGACCCGAAGAUGAUCCUGCUCUUCAUCAGCGUGUUUGCGGCGGCAAUUCCCAACGGCGUCGUCAAUUCCUUCUCCACCGUCAUCAUCCGGGACAUGGGUUUUGACACCACGAAGACCACCGAACUCAAGUCUGUGGGAGACGCAGUCCAGGUCGUGGCGUUGCUCAUCGGAGGCGCCAUUACUCUGAAUAUCCCCAACUCCCGCCUGCUGACGGCCACCGUGGCCAACCUCCUCUGCACCGUCGCCGCAGCCUGCAUGGCAUACCUUCCCCGCUCCAACACCUGGGGCCGGCUCGUCUCGUUCUGGCUGGUCAACUCGCAGUCUGUCGGCUUCACCGUGUCGCUGACCACCAUCUCGUCCAACAUGGCCGGCUACACGCAUCGUUCGCUCGCGAGCGCUCUGGUGUUCACGGCGUACUGCUGGGGCAACUUUGCUGGUCCUUUUGUCGUGAAGGAAUCCGAUGCGCCGAGAUACGAGGGUGCCGCCAUCGGCCUGUUAGUCGGCUAUGCCAUCAAACUCGGCUGCCAUCUCGCUCUUCUCGGUAAGUAA